This is a messenger RNA of Homalodisca vitripennis (glassy-winged sharpshooter), 6389 nucleotides long. It is a transcript of the gene Adss, whose product is annotated as adenylosuccinate synthetase. Gene Ontology annotation, biological process: IMP metabolic process; 'de novo' AMP biosynthetic process. NCBI's taxonomy places the organism in Eukaryota, Metazoa, Arthropoda, Insecta, Hemiptera, Cicadellidae. Gene Ontology annotation, molecular function: GTP binding; adenylosuccinate synthase activity. The record is from RefSeq and is a predicted model, not a curated record. The transcript has 10 exons. Bases 113 to 1432 code for a protein of 439 amino acids. Gene Ontology annotation, cellular component: cytoplasm.
GUUUUCAGAUUGCGCUAAAAGGGCUAAGCUUAAGCUAACCUUGGCUUUGUUACGGUCGUGCUUGAAGAGAAGGUUGUACGGGUGAAGAGAAAGAAACAACAAUUCUUCGAAAAUGGCAAGUGAUAUUAGAAAGAACGGAGAACAUAAUCAUCAGAUUCCCAAGAAAGUUACUGUGGUUUUAGGAGCACAGUGGGGUGAUGAAGGAAAAGGAAAGGUUGUAGAUGUGCUUGCGGCCCAUGCUGAUCUUGUAUGCCGUUGUCAGGGAGGUAACAAUGCAGGUCACACGGUGGUGGUGGAGACUAAAGAGUACGACUUCCAUCUGCUGCCGAGCGGCAUCAUCAAUCCCAAGUGUAAAUCUGUAAUCGGAAAUGGGGUAGUUAUCCACCUCCCGGGGCUGUUUGAUGAGCUCCACAAGAACGAAGACAAGGGUCUCAAGGAUUGGCAAAACCGCCUUCUUAUAUCUGACCGAGCACACAUUGUCUUUGAUUUCCAUCAGCAAGUGGAUGGUCUGCAAGAACAGGAGAAGGGACCACAGCCUCUGGGUACGACCAAGAAGGGAAUCGGCCCAGCGUACUCAUCAAAAGCCACUAGAAAUGGGCUGAGAAUCGCAGAUCUGCUCGGAGACUUUGAGACAUUCUCAAAGAAGUACGAGAGCUUGGUGAAUACGUAUCAACGGAUGUUUCCUUCCCUAGAGGUGGAUGUGGGAGCAGAGCUGCAGAGGUACCGCAAGUAUGCAGAAGACAUUCGGCCAUUGGUGGUGGAGACCGUCAGUUACCUGCACUCGGCACUGCGGGAGGGCAAGCAUGUUCUGGUCGAGGGUGCUAAUGCUGCCAUGCUUGACAUCGACUUCGGAACAUACCCGUACGUGACUUCGUCCAACUGCAGUAUAGGUGGUGUGUGUACAGGCCUGGGACUUCCUCCCUCCACGAUAGGAGAGGUAGUGGGGGUGGUUAAGGCAUAUACGACCAGAGUGGGAGAUGGGCCGUUUCCUACAGAACUAAAAGAUGAAGUAGGCGACUUGCUGCAGACAAAAGGUGCUGAGAUCGGUGUAACGACUAAGCGUAAGCGCAGAUGUGGUUGGCUGGACAUAACUCUGCUACAGUACACUGCCAUGGUCAACGGAUACACCAAGAUUUGUAUAACAAAACUGGACAUCUUGGAUACUCUGCCUGAGGUCAAAAUGUGUGUAGCCUACAAGAAGAAUGGUCAGUUACUCGACUACUUCCCUUCAAGUGCCGCGGAACUGAGUUUAGUCGAGCCGCAAUACCUGGUGCUGCCAGGCUGGCAGAGCAGUAUCGAGGGAGUCAGAGAGUAUAGUGAUCUGCCUGCCCAAGCCAAGACGUAUGUUGAGAAGAUUCAGGAGCUAGUACAAGUACCUGUGAGGUGGAUCGGUGUGGGCAAGGGUAGAGAAUCCAUUAUCAACGUUGAAUAACGUCCACUUCAACAACUAAUUGUUGAUCAUCUUCUCGGGCGAGCACAAAUGUAUAGAGCGAGUAGAUGGUGCUGUUGAAUAUUUUGCUAUUAAUCAAGUGUGCUUGCACUUAUCUUUUUUAGGAGUGUUAUCGGUCUCGUUUAAAUUUGAUUGAUGAGUCAAAGAUUAUUUGGCUGUGUUGAUUCCAAAUGUUCCUCGUUUACAAAGUUCUUUCAAUGGAUUUGUAAGCGAAAAUGAUCAAAAAUAACAAAACAAAUCAGUUAGUUUAGAUCUCUUUUGUUUUAGUGAUUAAAUUAUUGGAAUUAAAGUAACAUAAUAGAAUACCAAAUGUAUUUCAGUGCUGUGGGGGUAGAUAGCUCAGGGAAUGAUUGCGAUAUACAGAUCGUACUUUGUAGAUUUUAAUCUUUAUUGUAGAAGUAUUAUUUUGUUAGGUCUAUCUCAUACUACGUGAAACAAAUUUUAUGUGUCUUAAUAUACUAUAGUUGGUCUACUACUUUAUUAUUCAGGUUUUCAAAAUAAUUUGAUUUUAAAUAUUUCUGGCAAAUCAGUUUUGAAUCUGAUGUACAGCUGUAUGUGUUUUUCAUAUAUUUUCUUAUAUUUAUUCAGAAGCAGAAUAUGUGCCUAUAUUAAUUGUAAUUUAAUCUUCUGAUUAACCAAAUCCAAGAGUGGUUUUGUAAUGUAAUUUUUCAGUGGACAGAAAGAGGUCUUUUUAUUUAUAAAUACUUUUAUUUAUUUAUACUGGAAGGAAUAACAUGUUAUUAAUUAAACUGCCAUUGCAUCAUUACAUCCUUUGUAGACAAUUUAUAUUUUUAAUUGAAUGCCAAAUUUUAGUAAUAUCUGUUUUGUUAUAACAAUUUUGAUUGUUUAUCAUAUUAAUUUGAACGUACAGAUUAUCUGUAAACCUAAUAGUAUGCUGUAAAUUUGUUGUAUUUUGUUGGUUAAAUACAGGUACUGUUAAUUUUCUAUGACUGUAACAGUUUAAAUAUUUUGUGGUAGUGUCAUCGAAAAAUAACGACUGAGUGGAUUGGCUGACAUUUUUGGGUUUAAACUGUUUGAAGUACUGAGUGUAAGUGCCUAAAUAUAGUAAAAUCUGAAUAUAUUGUUGUUUUUAAAUGAAAUUAAGUACUUAAAAAAGAAAUUGUUGAGGUGAGAAAUUCAAGUGUUUUUAUUGUAAUCUUCAUCUUUCAAUUACUUUAAAAAUUGAAAAGUUGUGUUUUUUAAGUGGUGUAAUAGAGGAAAACUGAUUAUUGGAGUACAAUUUUGUUCCUAGUUCCUACAUUUUAUUUAUUUUACCAGUAUAAGUCGAAUUUAUCGUUACCAUGUAUAUUUUUCUUUAUUUUUACUAUCAAUCACGUGUGAUGCAGGUUUAUGUCCAGUAAACAUUUCCAUUGUAUGUGUAUUUUAUAAAUUACAAUCAUAAUUUUGCUUUAUUGUGCGGCAUUAUGCAAUUAGUUUAUAUGAAAAAUUGUUCAGUUUAGACUCUUUCCAAAUAUUUGACAGUGUAACGGUAUAUUAUUUCUACUUUUUUAACAGUGAGUAGAAUCCAUUUUAAAAUAUUUUUUGUUUUGGCAAAGGAAGAAAAGAAAUAAAAAUAUUGAUCAGGAAUAAAUAUAUUAACUGACUUAUCAAGGAACCUAAAACAUCUACAAUGCCAAGAUUUCAUUAAAAAGUCUCUCUAGUAGGAAACUUAAUUGUUGUACUUAUCUCUUUUUUUGUAUAAUUUGAGUCCUGUCAUUUUUCUAACGAAGAGACAUUUGUAAUUUUCUUAAACUUCUUGCGAAUAAAUAGGUGCUUAUUUAUAUAAUAUGUUAAAUGUGCUUUAUUCGUAUUAAAAAAUAACUACUUCUUCCUUCUUUUUACCUUCCUUAAAACUUAAUAUUUUUCUUAUCAUUAUUGCAAAGUAAAUUUGUUUCAAAUUUACUAGAAACUCGGUAACUCUUAGAAACCAUUUUAAUGUUAGUGCUUGAUGUAAUACUUCAUUGCACUAUGGUAAUGGUAAUGUCAUCUGCGGUAUACAAAAUAUUAAUAUUAUUUAUUUAUAAUAAAAAGAAGAAUUGUUAAUAAUGUAGAAAUGUAUAAGUUUUACAAAAUGUGUUAUUUUUAGGUAAAAUUUAUGCUAGACUAACAGAUAAACUAUAUUUCACUAGAUAACGCACAAUCACUAGUUCUUAUAUUUUAUAUGAAUGACUAAAAAUGAGAUUGUCCAUAAAGUAAUUGUUUUGCUUUGAAAAUAUACCAUUUACAAGUUAAUUUCAAAAAAAUAUGUUUGAAAAAUAACAUAACAUUUUUAAUCUUUACAGUUAUUACUUAUUUAUUUUGUUUUAUUUUAUGUUAAAUGUAUUUUACAGUUUUUAAAUAUUGAAAAUAUAUUAAAUCAAACUUCAGUAGUCAAAUUAAAAUUGGAUACAAUAUUAAUAAGUAAAAAUAAAAGAGUAAAAAUGUUGAUAAUUUAAACAAAGAUGAUAUCAUUAUUGGGUUUUAAAAAUAUUAGCCUACUUAUUAUUGCACAGACUUUUUUCAUUCACAGUAUUUUAUUUAAUUAUUAAAGGAAAUUCAGAAGUUCCCUUGGGAAUUUCUUUUUAACUUGUUUGGAUACAGGUCUAAUGUGGUUUGUCAUUCUGUUAUUGGACAUUACCUAUAGGUUAUCAUUAUGUUACACACUGAAUUUAAUAUACAAGGUGUGUUUUUCGGUAGGUACCAUUUUGAUAUGUGUAGAAAAAUAAACUUAUUGUAACAAUUUUAUUUUUACACAUAAUGUAGCUAUUAUGGGAAGGAUUGAUUCAAUGUGAAUAUUGAGUUAUUUUAUUUUUAUUUGAGUCUACCCCAUAUUUGAUCUACAUUAAUACACAACUAGUAAUUAUGUACGGCUUUGUAGCAAUUUCGUGGGCUUUACAAGUGUAUGAGCACUUCUGGUUCGAGUGAAUUAUAUUUUCAAUGCCAAUGUUGUGUUUACCUUGCUGCUGAAAAUUUUCAAAAAGUGUAUAUUUAUGGACAUUGUAAUUUAUUACGGUCUUAGUACUUUUGUGUCACAGUUAAUUUUGUCUCAUUUUGCUGAUCAAGGAAAUAAAUAUACUUACACAGGUCUGAGAAGCCUACUUCUGUCAAAAGACAAUUAAGAUGGGUUUUAUAACAGUCUUUAAAUUUAUAGUAAAUUUUAGAUAGUAACUUUGUCUUUUAUAUCUAUAUUACAGUACUGAACAAGCACUGUAUACUUAAUAUUUUCUAAAAUGUAUAGUUAAAAUUACAUUUUUACUAAAACUUUUAAUUUUCUUAUCAGGAUAUUUUCUUACUCUGUGCUUAACAGUAAUCGCAGAAAAGGUAGAAAAAGAAGUGAUUUUACUAUCAAGCUUACUAGUGUGCUUUCAGGAAUAAAAACGAAAACAGUUGAAAAUAGUGGUUAAAUUAAUUAAACAUAUGGUUGUGGUCCAGUCCGUUUCUCAUGCUUUUGAGCAUUCGUUGUAUGUACACUUCACAAUUAGGAUGGUGAAUAUCUACUGCUUUUAUGCUUUUAGCAGUAAGAGAACAAAUAAUGCAUAUUUCACAGUCAGGAGGAUUCUCAACUGAUUGAUGCAUUUAAAUAUCCAUAAAUAGAUGUAAAGAUUAUUGAGUUUUUGCUGAAAUUGCGUCAGAGGCUUGCUCAACAGAUGAAGGUAGGUAGACCGUAUGCAUGCGUGGGACAUCAACCACAACGCUCUAGGGGUGGAAUUUCAAAAUGUUACUUAAAAACACGCCUUGUAUGAUAAGGGUUGUAUUAAUACCUAAUCCUCCUAUUGGCACUUGUUGAAAAUUUAAUUUUUUAUUGUGCUAAUGUGUGUGAAUAAACACGAUUGUCGAACACUGAAUAUGCUGUGAUGUCAGUUUCACCAUUACCUUUUCACGUUUAGGUUUAUAACUUCAAUGUCAUUUUGAAUAUAAAACCAGUUAUUUGUAUGUAUUUUUUUAAACUGAUUUUUUAUACAUAAAUGAGGGUAGCACAAUUGUUUAGAACUAUCAUUACAGCAUUAUUCUUAAUUUCAUUCUGAGUAAAAUUAUGUACAUUUCUGUAAAAAAAAUUGUUUAGCCAAGUUUAAGCAUAGUUUCUUGCUAAAGAACUAAGUCACAGCCAAUAGGAAGAUUAAGGUUGUGGGAUUCUCACAACAAUGUCCUAUCAAUCAGUUAUUAGCAAUGCCACAAACAUACAUCUUAUAAUUAUUUCUAAUUUAAUUUUAAAUGGAAAACGUUUAGUUCUAUGAUUAAAAAUUAGAAAUGUGAGAAAAUUUUGGAAAAAUAAUAUCUGAUAAAAUAAAAUUGUAUAGAAUUAUGGGCAUGAAAUCUUUAUAUUUUACAAUUUGUCUGACAUUAAUUAGAUAUAUGAAAGUUAAUCAUUUUAAUUCAAAACAAUUAUAUAUUUAUGAUAAAUAUUUCAAAUACUUCUGUUUGAUAUUUAUAAUUAUGUUACUUUUUAAACCCUUCAAUUUUCUACUCCAAAAUAGUUAAAAGAAUAAUUUUGUCUGAAUGGCUGUGCAUUUUCUUAAAGUAAUGAAACACGAGCUUAACCAUUCUAAAAUUUUGUUAUCUGCACAAUUUCAAAACUAUACCCGGUGUUGAUACAUUACCUUGUUUAGUUAAUACAACAUCGGCACGAUAUAGGAAAUCAAUCUCCUAAUGGAAAUUUCACUGAUACUAGUUGGUUAGAAACAAGCUGCAAUAAAUUAUAAACCCGUUUCUGCCAUCACAAAUCUGUUUUACCAUUAAAAAUCAAACUGUUGUCUAGAAAAAACAAAUUACUUGAAGUUACAAAACCAUAUUACCACAAAGCAGAAUAAAAAUGUGGUAAUGCAAGAUAAAUUACCAGUUCAAGAUAAAGACAAGCAUCUGUUUGAAAUUAAUUAAUCUUGUUAGAGUUAUUUACUAAUACUUAAGACUAAUACCAAAAUUGUAAAUUCUGUGAAAUAAAAUGGUUUUGAUUGGUAAUUAA